Molecule: messenger RNA, 1804 nt
Organism: Anguilla rostrata (American eel)
Lineage: Eukaryota; Metazoa; Chordata; Actinopteri; Anguilliformes; Anguillidae
Gene: cav2
Product: caveolin 2
Exons: 3
Coding region: 111-599 (162 amino acids)
Biological process (GO): regulation of cytosolic calcium ion concentration; positive regulation of MAPK cascade; caveola assembly
Cellular component (GO): focal adhesion; sarcolemma; Golgi apparatus
Molecular function (GO): protein kinase binding; molecular adaptor activity
Source: RefSeq, a predicted model, not a curated record
UCUACCCCACACAGCGCAGCUUUCGGCACGGGGCGUGGGUAUCUCGCUGCAGUCCAAUCGCCUGGAACGCUACUGACUACAGCUCGCUCAGUGCCUGUUCUGAGCUCAAAAUGGGACUCGAAAAGGAAAAAUCAGAAACAAGUGUCAUUAUGAGUGAAGAUGAGUUCAGUCGAUCAAUUGAUCCUUUUCUGGCCAAAAAGGAGAAAGCAAUCUCGUCAGGUCCGGAUCGAGAUCCGCAUCAAAUUAACGAGCACCUAAAGGUUGGGUUUGACGAUGUCAUCGGUGAACCAAGCAGCACUCACAGUUUUGACAAAGUGUGGAUCGGAAGUCACGCUGUGUUUGAGUUGGUUAAAUAUGCCUUCUAUCGACUACUGACCACGCUGCUUGCUAUUCCAAUGUCUUUCGUUGCCGGAAUUCUCUUCGCAAUCCUCAGCUGUAUACAUAUUUGGAUUGUGAUUCCAGCGGUACAAGGCUGUAUGAUGGUCUUGCCCUCAGUCCAAACCAUCUGGAGGAGUUUGAUGGACACCUUUAUUGCUCCUCUCUUCCACAGCAUGGGCAGGUGUCUGUCCACCAUUAACGUCAAACCCACAUACAACUGAAAUGAGGAUGGCCCACAGGAACACAGAAAGUAACUUUGUUUUGUCAUUUGUGACCAAAUCUGUUCUUUUCAUUCCUUUGUUUUGAUGCAGGAUGUUUUAUUUUAGUUUUACAAAGUCAAAUGUAAUUGUGGCAGCAAUCAUGUAGCAGUCGAGUUAGAAAUGUUAUUUAUGUGCAGUACAAUACUGAAUAGCUUUUACUUCUUUGAUAUAUUCGUAUGGCUGAAAUAUAGGGUGUUUUGAAUAUGACAUGAAGAGCAUACAUUACCAUAUUAUAUCUGAAUGAAUAUAUGCAGCACAUUGCUUACUAUCUGCAGGCCAGUUUUGAAGGUUAAGAUAUUUUCAUACUACUGUAUUGCACCUGAAGUUCUUUAAAAAAUAUUAUUUUAUUUAAACUGCAUUGCAUUUAAUUUGAUGAAACAUUGUUAUUAUAUGAGUUUUAAAAGUGGUAUAUAACAUAGUGGUAUAUCAAUUAUGAGGCUAAUGACUGAAGAGUAAUUUAAUGGAAGUGUUUUAUGGAUGAAAAUGUGUGGUUUUUGGUAUAUUUUCAUAUAAUGUAUCGGGUGAGUAAUUUAUUAUUUAUGCUAUUAUAUCUUUCAUGCUGUUUAUUCUGUUUGUCCACCUUUCAUUGAUACUCAUUUUCUAAGUGAAAUGUGGAUCAACCAGAUGUUCUGUAAAACUAAACAUCUCUCUUUUUUGUGUUAACUGUUAUCUUUCUCAUAUAAUAUUUGACUUUUGCCAGUGCCUCUCUGUGAUGUAUUCUGAUGUUUUGUUUCAACUGUUUUGAACAUGGCUGCAGGCCAGGAACAUGCCUUGAGAAUAUUUAACAGAAUAAUCCUAAAACAUACCAGAUAAAUUAUCCAUAAAUAUAAGUUAUGUACCUAGUGAAAAAGAUACUGAAAAAGAUAUAUUGUUCAUGAAUUUUACUGUAUAUUGUUAUGUAUAAACCAGGUUAAUGAUUUUCAUAACAAUGUAUAAUCAACUGUGUUGAUAAAAGUUAAAAUUUUACAUGUUUCCAAUGAAUUUAUUAGAAAACAUCAUUGGCUUUGAAUAGGUACAUUGAUAUCCAUUGCUGUGCAAUCCGGUGUAAAGAUUUCUAAUUGAUGGGAAGUUUUUGUGAAAGUGUAUAUUUGGACCUAAUAACUAAUAUAUUGUCCAAGGUGGAAAUUUGCGGUGCAUUGUCUUGGCCAAAUAAAGGGUUAAUUUUA